CGUUAUGUCAAAGUGAAUGAGAUGAAGUAUUCAGUUAGUGUCCUGAUGCGAUAUCAAAUGAGGGUUAAUUUAAGAGGACUUUCGUUUGGCUACGUGAGAUCUUUUCAUUGUUUUAUCUAGUCAUUGAAGUAAUUCCUCACGGCCUUGAAACCUUCAGUGCACAGAAUGAAUAUUUUUAUUUGCAGAAUAAUUCUACAUAAAUGACAUUAAGCGAUCGCUUUAAAGAAGUUGAAACCCAUCUUUGCGGUUUCAAAAUCACUGAUUUAUCAUCGCUGUCUUAUGGUACAGCUGGUUUUCGCUUGCCGGCUCAUAAGCUAAGUGGUGUAGCAAUACGACUAGGAAUACUGGCUUGUCUCAGAUCUGUGAACUUGCAUUGUAGAGCGAUGGGUAUAAUGAUAACUGCUUCUCACAACCCACCGUGUGAUAAUGGAAUAAAAUUAGUCGAUCCGGACGGUGGUAUGUUGGAUACUGAGUGGGAGCCAAUUGUUGUUGAUUUCAUGCGUUGCCCUGAAAAUUCUGUCUCCGAAUGGUUAUCGGAGCACUCUUUAUGUACAGAAGACAAUCAAUCGCCUCAUAUUGUUUUGGGAUAUGAUACUCGUGAGAGCUCGCCGGCGUUAGCAGUCGAAGCUAAACAAGGCAUCGAUAUGAUGCAUGGUGUUUGUCAUGAAAUUGGUCUAGUAACUACACCUCAGCUUCAUUAUUUUGUCCAAUAUAUUAAUACAAAUAAUAUUAUUGGCACAAACCAACUGCCUGAUUUGCAAACUAUUUAUGUUGAUCAGUUUGCUGAACGUUUCACUGCAGCUUUAGAGAAUCUUCAAAGUUGUACUGAAUCGAUACAUUUAAAUGUUGAUUGUGCACAUGGUGUUGGAUAUAAAGUAUUGGAAAAUUUCAAGACAUAUUUUUCUUCUGUUGAAAGUUCACGUAGAUUAAUUUUACAUUUAUACAAUAAGGAAAUGAAGAAAUAUGAACUCUUAAAUAAAAAUUGUGGAGCAGAUUUUGUAAAGAUUACAAUGCAUACACCAAAAUUAACUCCACCUCAAAAAGAAUCUAUCAUGUAUCCUGAUCGAUGGGCAACAAUUGAUGGAGAUGCUGACAGACUGAUUUAUUUUCGACCAGUUCUUACCAACUGCACACUGUCGUCAGAAGACGCUAAGAUUUUUGAAGGUGGUAAUGAUGAAUUACAUCCAGUAGGUGUUUGUUCUCAAUCAGUUGAACUUCUAGAUGGUGAUCGUAUAUCAUGUCUGUUUGCUCAUUUUCUAGUCAAAGUUUUAAAGUCAGUUUCUUCUGAACAUGAUUUAACUAUUGGAGUAGUUCAAACAGCUUAUGCCAAUUCUGCGUCUACUCGUUAUUUAACUGAACAACUCAACGUAUCAGUAGUCUGUGUACCGACUGGUGUCAAGCAUUUACAUCAUGCAGCACAAAAUUAUGAUUUCGGAAUUUAUUUUGAAGCAAAUGGACACGGAACAGUCUUGUUUUCUACAAAAGUUCUGAACUUUGUCGAAAAUUUGAAUGUAAAUAAUCCACUACGAACGUUUGUUGAUUUAACGAAUACAUCAAUUGGGGAUGCUAUAGCUGAUAUCCUAUUAGUCGAAUAUACUCUGGCCUGGUUGAAUUGGUCACUUGUUAAUUGGUUUGCCAUGUAUAAAGAUUUACCAUCGAAACAGUUGAAAGUUACUGUUGCUAAGCGUGAUGCUAUUAAAGUUACAUGGGAUGAAAAAUCUAUCACAAAUCCAGUUGAAUUACAAGUUGCUAUCGAUGAAGCUAUUAAACAGGUGGAUAAAUCUUUUGGUAAUAUUGGGAUAUCACGGGCAUUCGUUCGUCCUUCAGGCACUGAAAAUGCUGUGCGUGUUUAUGCCGAGUCUUAUACACAUGAAGCAACUGACUGGUUAGCGGCAACAGUUUCUGUAUUAACUUACCAACUGGCUGGUGGAGUUGGUCCCCAACCCACUACUCCUGAACCUCUUUCUCUUAAUUGUAGUUAAUUAGUAAUUUUUAUUUAUAAAAAAGGAACUAAAUAUAUUACAAUUUUAUGUCUUUCCUCGUGUGUUUGGUUAUUACUGUGUUUCUCUAUUAUCAGUGAUCAUGUUUUUGUUGUUAUUUCUGCUUUCAGUUGUUUAAUUUUUGGCCAUAUACAACAUAUGCAGUUGUUAAUUUUUAUUAUUUCAUGGAGAGAUAGUCCGUGUAAUUGUAAUACUUCUUUAUGCAACGCGAUAAAUACAUAUAUAUUUACAA
Messenger RNA from Trichobilharzia regenti, 2232 nucleotides. NCBI's taxonomy places the organism in Eukaryota, Metazoa, Platyhelminthes, Trematoda, Strigeidida, Schistosomatidae. The record is from the annotation of a GenBank genome assembly.